CCGGCGGCGGGAGCUCUCGGGUUCGGGAGGCAAAAGCCAAGAAGGCUUCUCCUCGAAGCUCUCACUCUCCCUCAAGCCGUUCGCAGACCCGCUGCUUCCGGGCACCCGGGCCCUGGAGCUUGAGGCGGCGGAAGGCGGGAGAGCCCGCGGGACGCGAGGAACGCUGGGCGACCGGCGCCAUGAGCCAGCAGCGGCCGGCACGGAGACUGCCCAGCCUCCUGCUGGACCCAGCGGAGGAGCCGGUGCGCCGCCGCUGUCGCGACCCCAUCAACGUGGACAGCCUGCUGCCAUCGAAGAUCAGGAUUAACUUAGAAGAUAACGUACAGUAUGUAUCCAUGAGAAAAGCUCUAAAAGUGAAGAGGCCGCGUUUCGAUGUAUCGCUAGUGUAUUUAACUCGGAGAUUUAUGGAUCUAGUCAGAUCCGCCCCUGGGGGCAUCCUGGACUUAAACAGGGUCGCGAGCAAGCUGGGCGUGCGGAAGCGCAGGGUGUACGACAUCACCAACGUCCUGGACGGCAUCGCCCUGGUUGAGAAGAAAUCCAAGAACCACAUCCGGUGGAUAGGAUCCGAUCUCAACAGCUUCACGGCGGUGCCCGAGCAGAAGAAGCUGCAGCAGGAGCUGUCUGACUUGUCUGCCAUGGAGGACGCUUUGGAUGAGCUGAUUAAGGACUGUGCCCAGCAGCUAUUCGAGUUAACAGAUGACAAAGAGAACGAAAGACUGGCAUACGUCACCUACCAGGACAUCCACAGCAUCCGAGCCUUCCAUGAGCAGAUCGUCAUCGCAGUGAAGGCCCCAGAGGAGACCAGACUGGACGUCCCAGCACCUAGAGAGGACGCCAUCACUGUGCACAUCCGGAGCACCAAGGGGCCCAUCGACGUGUACCUGUGCGAGGUGGAGCAGAGCCGCUCAGCCAAGAGUGCACACCCCGUGCAUCUGCAGAAAGAGGAGCCUCCACAGAGUGAGGAGAUGCUGGAGGUGAGCAGCUGAGCUGAUGGCCGCAGCCAUGGCUCCCGAGCAGCCAGCGGACGGAGUUGAACACUUGCAGUAAUGACCCCAUGGAGUGGACCGGAGAGCUGCCUAUCUUAGCCCAGCAGUCAGAACCAUAGUGGCUUUGAGUGGCUCCCCCUCAGGCUGCUGGAAGAUGGUGGUUUGUACCUCAGGAAACAGCUCUCCAGUGACUCAACUCACCGCUUUCUGUGAGGGCCUGGGGACAGGCAGGGCCUUAUGUCCUCCUGGCACCAAUGCAGGAGGAGUUGCCUUAUGUUGGAUUACCCCAGCAGUUGUGGGUGCUGGCUGGUGUGUGCCUGGACCAGUGCUGUGUCUGUACAUAACUGUAUCAUGUUUAACUUCCUGUGAGUGCGUUCCUGGACAGUGGCUGCAGGCACUGUGUCCUUGGCUCUAAUUUAUUACACUCUUAGGCGAGGUCCCCACAUGUCUGUGUGUGCAAGGACCACAGCUCAGCUUCUGGGAGCUGCUGUGGGAGCUGUCAUUCCUGUGUCCCCCAUGGGUGUGGCCACAGGCCUUCAGGACCAGGACAUCAAUGCCAUCAGUGAUGGUUGACCCUGUCAUGGUGAUAUUGGAGCCUGGUGUAUACUUUCUGCAGGCAGAAGGGGUCAAACGUCUCUGUCUGGCCCUCUUCUGUCAGGCUCUGCGCCCUCAGCUGUCCCCGCCCUCCUUCAGUGCUGGUCCCCACUCCGAGCACCUCUGCUCUACCUCAGCGGUAAGUCAUUUACCACCCGUGCCUCAGUUUACUCAGUAGUUACCAUUAGACUGUGAGCUCCUUGAGGGACUGUUGUCACUGUCACCUAGCGCCUUGCGUCGUGCCUGUCCUGUCAAAGUGAACACUAAAAACCUGGCAGAUGAGAGUGUGGUGACUGUAGUGUGGGCGGUAGAGUCUAGCUCGUCUGUCAAGCAGGAUUCCUGUGAGCAUCAUUGAUUCAUGUUAAAUCUCUUGGUUUCAGAGAAAGGUUUGAUCAUGUAUAAAAAGUUUCAAAAUAAAGAUCUAAAA
Molecule: messenger RNA, 2007 nt
Organism: Octodon degus (degu)
Lineage: Eukaryota; Metazoa; Chordata; Mammalia; Rodentia; Octodontidae
Gene: E2f6
Product: E2F transcription factor 6
Exons: 7
Coding region: 180-986 (268 amino acids)
Biological process (GO): regulation of transcription by RNA polymerase II
Cellular component (GO): RNA polymerase II transcription regulator complex
Molecular function (GO): protein dimerization activity; DNA-binding transcription factor activity, RNA polymerase II-specific; RNA polymerase II cis-regulatory region sequence-specific DNA binding
Source: RefSeq, a predicted model, not a curated record